Messenger RNA from Seminavis robusta, 892 nucleotides. NCBI's taxonomy places the organism in Eukaryota, Bacillariophyta, Bacillariophyceae, Naviculales, Naviculaceae. The record is from the annotation of a GenBank genome assembly.
AUGUGGUUACAGCCAGAAAGACAUGGGCCUCUGCUGAGUCUGAUUGUCGGCCUUCUUGGGAGUCUCGGCCAUUCCUGCCUCGCCUUCGUAGGCACAUCAAGCUUUCAAUCUUCUAUCCAUGCUCGGCGCACGGCCUUAUACGCCGUAACCAGCACAGUCUAUGGUGGCAAUGGUGGAAUUGACGACCACAAACAUGAUCGUGCCACCAUUAUGGCUCGUAAUGACGCUCGAACUUGCGUCAAAAGUUUUCUGACCCAGCGAGCCAUCCAGUCCUUCAUGUUUUUGCUCGAAGAAUGUCGUGAUCCUCAUUCAGGCAAGUGGAUUGAAGACUUUCUAGGGUUGGCAAACCUUGGAAACUAUCAUGGUACCGGCGCCUUUGACAUUGACCGCUUUGCCAGCUGGGAAAUGGUCCUCUUUGAAAUGAUGGAGAGGCCCAAAGAUAAAAUCAUUGUAUCCGCCAAACGUCGUGGACGAGGCCACGGAGGUUGGAGCAAGCACAAUCCAUACCUGGAAGAACGAUGGGUGGAGUUCCCCAUUGCAAUUGAUCCUGCCAAUCUAGCCCAACGUAUUUUGUCAGUUCGAGGACAGAUUGCGAAUGAAUUCAUACAGGAUUUGGACAUUGUGAUAUGCACCAACGAUCAGAUUUUGGAUUCCUACUUUGAAAACAUUCGGUAUGACGAGCGGCAUAGCUCCCUCACCGCCGGCGCCGCCAGGCCAGAAGAGUUGGCAUCCACGUUUGAUCGCAUCACCUCCAUCAUUCUGAGCCGCAACAUGGAGAAUCAGGUGCAGGUGUCGAGUCCAUUCCGAAAAGGAAACUUUGAUUUGCUCUACAAUCUUUGCACUCAAGCUUCCAUUCAUGAGUUGCUACGACAGUACCAAGACGCCGGUGAAA